ACUGAUACCGUACUGGAAGCAUUUUCGCUAGCUCUUGUCAACGUAUGUAACCUACUGCAUCGCAUUAUGCAACAAGUCGUUUGGUAGGUUAAGGAAUUACAUUUGUAAAAUAUGCUACGGUCCAACUCAGAGCAAAUAUUUGCAACAUAAACAUGAUGCUCUGAGGUUAUUAGCGGUAGCGGUUGCUUGCUAGCUAACUAACUAAUCUCAUAUUAUAUUCUCCGGGAGUUUCUCAAAGGCUUUACCCAUCGCCCUCCUUUCCAGUUAUUAGUUGCCUGUUUACUACCUCAUGUGGUACUCAGUCAGGUAACGUUAGACUGAAUUAACAGGUGUUUUACAUCAGUCUGUUUUGAAGUGUCAUUGACUAAAGGAUGGCUACACUAACGCGACAGGAUCUUAAUUUUGGCCAAGUGGUGGCAGAUAUAUUAUGCGAGUUUCUGGAGGUUGCUAUUCACCUCAUCCUGUACGUCCGAGAAGUGUAUCCGUCGGGAAUCUUUCAGAAGAGGAAGAAAUACAACGUCCCCGUACAGAUGUCAUGCCACCCUGAGCUGAAUCAAUACAUCCAGGACACUCUUCACUGUGUAAAACCGCUCAUUGAGAAGAACGAGGCGGAGAAGGUGGUGGUGGUCAUCAUGGACAAAGAGCACCACGCCGUGGAGAGAUUCGUGUUUGAGAUUUCCCAGCCUCCUCUGCUGUCCAUCAGCUCAGAGACUCUGCUGUCGCAUGUGGAACAGCUUCUCCGGGCUGUGAUUCUGAAGAUCAGUGUCUGUGAUGCUGUUUUGGACAACAACCCACCAGGGUGUACAUUCACUGUGCUGGUCCAUACCAGGGAGGCUGCCACCAGAAAUAUGGAGAAGAUUCAAGUGAUCAAGGAUUUUCCGUGGAUCGUGGCUGAUGAGCAGGAAGUGCACAUGCAGGGCUCCCGCCUCAUCCCACUCAAGACCAUGACCUCUGACCUCGUCAAAAUGCAGCUCUACGUAGAGGAGAGGGCUCACAAGUCCUCCUAGCUCACAUCACAACGGAGGAAGAGGAAGAGAGAAGAUGUUAACGUGGCAAACCCACCUUCCCUAAAAUCUCUCCUGCAGACCUUCAGCUUUGGAAGAUUUUUCCCGGGCUGUUUCCACCUUGAAGCUCAGCUGCUCUGUUUAAAGCUGAGCCUUCUGCUCCCUUUAAAGACUGCAAUUAAGGAUGCGGCAAACUGCUCUGAUUCUUUAAAGACUGCAAGUAAGGAUGCUGUAAACUGCUGAUUCUUUAAAGACUGCAAGUAAGGAUGCUCUGAUUGUGCAUAUGUGGAGGAGCUGGUUCUACCAUGAACUGCCUUCUUCAGCCCUGAUCCUUGGUCCUGCUUACAGCACAGUUUAUUGAACCUGGAAUUGCUUCUCUCAUUUCCCUUCUGUGUGUGUGUGUGUGUGUGUGUGUGUGUGUGUGUGUGUAUACAUUGAAUGUUUAAGACCAGUGUUUACGAUUCAUUAAGGACAAGAGUAAUGUCUUCACCUCCAGUGAAAGCCAUGCGAUGGUGCCCAUUUGGGAGAAUGUCUGUGUUUUAUGUCUGUGUUUAUGUCUGUGUUUUGAGAGUCUGUGAAAGAUCGGACAGAUGUUUAUGGAGAGUUCAGAGAAUUUGACAAAGAAACAAAGAUAUUUGACAGAAACCGUUUGACAUUAAAGUUGAAAGUGUUUAAUAAAGUUUGAUUAAUU
Molecule: messenger RNA, 1695 nt
Organism: Sardina pilchardus (European sardine)
Lineage: Eukaryota; Metazoa; Chordata; Actinopteri; Clupeiformes; Clupeidae
Gene: mad2l2
Product: mitotic arrest deficient 2 like 2
Exons: 8
Coding region: 372-1007 (211 amino acids)
Cellular component (GO): zeta DNA polymerase complex
Source: RefSeq, a predicted model, not a curated record